Molecule: messenger RNA, 680 nt
Organism: Zootoca vivipara (common lizard)
Lineage: Eukaryota; Metazoa; Chordata; Lepidosauria; Squamata; Lacertidae
Gene: MYL5
Product: myosin light chain 5
Molecular function (GO): calcium ion binding
Source: RefSeq, a predicted model, not a curated record
UAUGAUAAUGGUUCAUGGAUUGCCAUUGCUGCUGCUGAAUUGUCAUAUGGGCUCUAUGCUGCACCGACUGAGUUCAUUUCCUGCUCUUUUCAGGCCAGCAGAAAAACCAAGAAGAAGGAAGGGGGAGCCAAACGUGCUCAGAGAGCAUCCUCUAAUGUUUUCUCCAACUUUGAACAGACACAGAUUCAAGAAUUUAAGGAAGCUUUUACGCUAAUUGAUCAGAACAGAGAUGGCUUCAUUGAUAAAGAAGACUUGAAAGAUACCUAUGCUUCUUUAGGUAAAACAAAUGUCAAAGAUGAGGAGUUAGAAUCUAUGCUUAAAGAAGCCACUGGACCGAUUAAUUUUACCAUGUUUUUGAACCUGUUUGGGGAAAAGUUAAGUGGUACGGAUACUGAAGAGACCAUAUUGAACGCAUUUAAAAUGUUUGACCCAGAUGGUAAAGGAAACCUUAACAAGGAUUAUAUUAAACGCUUAAUGAUGUCCCAAGGUGACAGGUUCAAUGCUGAAGAGAUGGAUCAGAUGUUCCAGAGUUCUCCUAUUGACGCAGCAGGAAACCUGGAUUACAAAGCUCUCUGCUAUACCAUCACUCACGGAGAUGAAAAAGAAUAGUCUGCCUACUUUUGGAAACUGUCAACACCUAUGCCCAUGCAAUAAGAAUAAAACAAAAUAAAUGCAUUACU